GCCUUCAACCAAAACACCCUUAUUUUUCGAUUUGGGUUUCAAGUUUUUUCCCAUCAAACACCACCACCCCGCUCGCCCAAAAUAUUUUCGAAACUCCUCUGUCAAUGGCGGCAUUUCAUUUCCGCCGCGCUCAUUUACAGCAUAUUAAUACAGACAGAACCCAUUUCUGACUCUCUCCCACUAACAUUUCCGGCCAUUCUUAUUCUCUCUUUGAGUGGUUUUCUUGUGUUCUCCAUUUCUACUGCUCUGCAAUGGCGAACCAAGAGAAUUGCGGGAGGGUCACUCGCCUGGCGGCGAAGAAAAGAGCCGCGCAAGAGGCAGCCGCCGGCGAGCAGAGCAAGAAGCAGAGGGUGGUGCUGGGCGACAUUCAGAAUAUUCUAUCCUCACAAAAAGAUGUCCUGAGCCGGAAAAGUCAGGAGGGGAAGGGGAAAAGCAAGCCUAGGAAGAACUUGAAAAGAGGGAAAUUGGGUGCGGAUAAGGGGAAGAAGAGGUUGAAAGAGGAGAAUGAUCCUCAGAUUGAUUUGGACGGGAAAAGGGACGACCCGCAGAUGUGCGGAGCUUAUGUUUCUGAUAUAUAUGAGUACCUUCGCAAAAUGGAGGAAGAGGCAAAGAGAAGGCCUUUGUUGCAUUUCUUGGAGAUAAUUCAGAAAGACAUAAAUGCAAACAUGAGAGGGGUUUUGGUGGAUUGGUUAGUUGAAGUAGCCGAGGAAUACAAGCUUCUUUCAGACACAUUGUAUUUAACAGUUUCCUACAUUGACCGAUUUCUCUCAACAAAUGUCAUUAACCGGCAAAAACUUCAGCUUCUUGGUGUUUCUUCAAUGCUCAUUGCCUCGAAGUAUGAAGAGAUUACUCCUCCACAUGUGGAAGAUUUUUGCUAUAUAACUGAUAACACCUACACUAAGACUGAGGUUGUGAAAAUGGAAGCUGAUGUGCUCAAAUCCCUUAAUUUUGAAAUGGGGAAUCCUACUGUGAAGACAUUUCUUAGGAAAAUUACUAGGACUGCUCAAGAAGAAAAUGGGCUUUCGAGCUUGCAGUUAGAGUUCUUGGGUUACUAUCUAGCAGAACUAAGUUUGCUGGAUUAUGGAUGUGUGAAAUUCUUGCCAUCAUUGGUAGCUGCAUCAGUCAUAUUCCUUGCAAGAUUUACACUUCAUCCUAAGCAACAUCCUUGGAGUUUGGCCCUACAGCGCCAGUCAGGGUAUAAAGCUUCAGAUCUAAAAGAAUGUGUCCACCUAAUUCAUGACCUGCAAUUGAGUAAAAAAGGUGGUUCUUUGAUUGCCAUCAGAGAGAAAUACAAGCAGCACAGGUUCAAAUGUGUAUCGACAUUGUCUUCACCUUCAGAAAUACCAGAGUCGUAUUUUUAUGAUCUGAUAGAUGUCUGAUUGGGGACAAAAGCUGUUUAAGCCUUGAAAUCAAGGAGAUGUACAUAGAGCUUUCUUGUUAUAGCUAGAUGUGUGUAUUUUCUUGUUUGACUUGGGAUUUAUUCUAGAGCAGGCUUUGUUUGGAGAGAUCUUCUUCAGGAUGAACAAUAUUUCAGAAAUAUUGUGCCAAUUUUGCUAAUGGGUGGUCUGUAUGUAUUAGGCUACCAUGGAUGUAACAAGGAAAUCUGUGGAUGUAUGAUUUCUAUACUUGGUCACAUUGUUGAAGGUUGAAAAUUAAGAAAAACUUUGCUAUUUUAAUUUUGGCUUUGGCUUAAUGAUUUGUAUUGUAUUUUGAUACCAG
This is a messenger RNA of Striga asiatica, 1719 nucleotides long. Lineage: Eukaryota; Viridiplantae; Streptophyta; Magnoliopsida; Lamiales; Orobanchaceae. The record is from the annotation of a GenBank genome assembly.